Oreochromis niloticus (Nile tilapia) is the source of this 558-nucleotide messenger RNA. RefSeq names its product olfactory receptor 4D1-like. Gene Ontology annotation, cellular component: membrane. Gene Ontology annotation, biological process: G protein-coupled receptor signaling pathway; detection of chemical stimulus involved in sensory perception of smell. NCBI's taxonomy places the organism in Eukaryota, Metazoa, Chordata, Actinopteri, Cichliformes, Cichlidae. The record is from RefSeq and is a predicted model, not a curated record. Gene Ontology annotation, molecular function: G protein-coupled receptor activity; odorant binding; olfactory receptor activity. The transcript is spliced from 2 exons. The coding region runs from base 1 to 558 and encodes 185 amino acids.
AUGUAUAUUUUUAUUGCAGCUUUGUUACUGAACUCUCUUCUUUUCAGCACUAACAUCUACCCAAAGCUCUUGAUUGACUUCUUAUCUGAGAAACAGAUCAUAUCAUAUCAAGCUUGCCUUUUCCAGGCAUUUAUGUUCUAUUUUUUAAGCUCUUCAGAAUUCUUAUUAUUGUCAGCUAUGGCCUAUGACAGAUACGUGUCUAUAUGUAAACCCCUAAAAUAUCAAAUCAUCAUGAGAACAACCACUGUCAGCUUUCUGCUGAUUUUUGCUUGGCUGGUACCUGCUUGUUAUGUUGUAGUGCCAAUUGCACUAAAUAUUAAUAGCAAACUAUGUAGCUUUACUUUGAAAGGAAUUUUUUGUAAUAACUCUGCCUCCAAGCUUCUCUGUGUGAGUUCAAGAGCGCUGUCUAUAUACGGUGUAAUUCUUUUGUUUAAUCUUGGACUUUUUCCUACACUUUUCAUAAUUUUUACGUACACAAAGAUAAUCAUAAUUGCUUAUCAGAGUUGUGGAGAUGUCAGAAGAAAAGCCGCACAGACCUGUUUACCUCACCUUUUCUGA